This is a messenger RNA of Cornus florida, 1512 nucleotides long. Its product is annotated as disease resistance protein RPM1-like. Gene Ontology annotation, molecular function: ADP binding. The transcript has a single exon. Bases 1 to 1512 code for a protein of 503 amino acids. The record is from RefSeq and is a predicted model, not a curated record. Gene Ontology annotation, biological process: defense response to other organism. NCBI's taxonomy places the organism in Eukaryota, Viridiplantae, Streptophyta, Magnoliopsida, Cornales, Cornaceae.
AUGGCAGAGUAUGCGGUGAGCAUUGUGAUCGAUUAUUUGGUUUCGUUACUUGCAGAGGAGGUGAAUCUUUUGAGAGGUGUGCACAGAGAAUUCGAAAGUAUCAAAUGUGAAUUAGAGUUCAUUAAGCCCUAUCUGAAGGAUGCAGACGAAAGGGCCGAAAAAGGAGAGAGCAAUGAUGGUGUAAAAGCUUUGGUGAAACGAGUAAGGAAAGUUUCUUACCGAAUAGAAGAUGUGAUUGAUGAAUACAUACUUCAUCUGCUGACACAACGCUCUGAUCAGCGUCGUGGGUUCAUCAGUUUUCUUUACAAGGUUGCUCAAUCGAUCAUAAAAUGUAAACCCCGACAAGAGAUAGCCUCGGAGAUUCAAGAGAUCAAAACAACUCUCCAUGAGAUCCACGAACUACGGAAUAGAUACGGUUUACAUGUCAAAGAGGAAGGAUCAAGCAGCAGCAGCAGCAGCAAUGUGAAGAAUGAGUCGACAUGGCAUGAUCCUCGAGUGGCUUCCCUUUUUCUUGACGAAGCUGAAGUGGUAGGCAUCGAGUCUCCACGAGCUGAACUGACGACCUUGAUGGCAGAGGAAGCAUCACCAAAAAGAACGGUGAUUUCAGUGGUUGGUGAGGGUGGACUUGGAAAGACCACUCUUGUGAAGAAGGUCUAUGAUGACCAAGUAGCAUGUGGGAACUUUGUUUGCCAUGCUUGGAUAACUGUCUCUCAAUCAUACAACAACAAGGACCUAUUGAGGACUGUAAUGAAGAAAUUCUGCGAGACUACUUCCAAUGGAAUUGAAACAAUAGAAGAGGCAUCACUCAUCGGCAAGCUAAGAGAAUAUUUACAACGAAAAAGGUACGUGGUUAUUUUUGACGAUGUAUGGGACAUGCGUUUUUGGAAUUUCAUAAAACCUGCUUUACCCGACGAUAACAAAGGUAGUCGGGUAAUUAUCACUACAAGAAACAAUGGUGUGGCUACUUCUUGCAUAGAAUCUAAAUUUGAUAAGAUCUAUGAACUCAACCACCUGUCUCACGAAAAAGCAUGGGACCUCUUCUGCAAAAGCGCAUUCCAAUCUGAUUAUGGAGGGAUUUGUCCUCCGGCAUUGAAGGAAGUGUCGGAUGAAAUUGUUAGAAAAUGUAAUGGAGUGCCACUUGCUAUUGUAAUGAUAGGUCGUCUAUUGUCAACCAAAGAUAAGGUUGUAUUGCAGUGGCAAAAUUUUUCUAAUAGACUCGGUUCUGAGUUGAAAAGUAACCCCCAUCGAGAAGAUGUCAAGAAGAUUAUUCUCUUCAGCUAUCUUGAUUUGCCCUACCACCUCAAACCUUGUUUCUUGUAUUUUGGCAUACUUCCAGAAGACUACUCCAUUAGACAUGGAAGACUAAUUCGAUUAUGGAUCGCUGAGGGUUUUGUAAAAGAAGAUAGAGGUAAAACAUUGGAAGAGAUCGCAGAAGAAAACUUGAAAGAGCUCAUCCAUAGAAGCUUGGUUCAAAUAUCACGGGGCUACACAGUUGACCAAAAAGUUCAAUGA